GCCUUCACUCGCUCUCGCUUUAUAUUUCAGGUUUGCAAAUACUUCAAUUCCGAUCAAAAAAAGAAGAAUUUAUCAUAUAUAUUUCUUCACAUCAAUAACACGACAAGAACUCUAGUUGUGAAAUCUGAUAAUCCAGCAAAUCUACUCUCCAAGCAUCCUAUCAACACGUUUUAAUUAUAGAACAAGAAAUCAAAUAAUUAUUUUGAAAAAAUGUUUGCAAAUUCAGAGAUGAACAACAGCAAUAAUCGAACAGGAGGAGUCAAUAGUAAUAAUAAUAAUAAUACAAAUCAAAGAUUCGGAACCUCAUCAUUUAAUUCUAUCAAUUCUUCUUCUGGGAAUCGAUCAACAAGUAGUAAUUGGCAAGCCAAUCAAACAACACCUACCAACAAUAGAAAUUAUUCGACAACAAAUCAACAAAAUAAUAGCUCAACGGAGGGAUUGUUUACUUCUGUAUUUACCCAGACAGCAAAUAUUGGAACUAUAGAUCCGAGUGGAGAUGAAAAUCAACUCAACCGACAAUUUGUUCAAUCAGCCAAUUUAAUUGCUCAAUUCUAUACGAGUUCUCUUCUAGCCUACAGAAAAUCCUAUCAACAAGGAGUCAAGAAAUCAUUCAGAAGACUCUCCUCACUAUUAUUGCAAUACUCUAACCAACAACAAACACAAAAUGCACAAAUUCCCAUCAAUUUAGUAUUGACCAUGAUGAAUCAAGUACUUCAGGAAGAGUUGGCUGCCAAUACUACUAACACUACCAAUAACAAUACAAAUAAUGCUAAUAAUAAUAAUAGUAAUAAUAGUAAUAAUCAUGCAACAACAACUAUGAAUUCCGAGCCAAUGUCUUCAUCAAUAAUGAAUAAUGGAGAAAAUUCACCUCCUAAUAGAGCCUCCACUACCUCUCCAAUGUCUUCACUCUCUGUACAUAAUUCCAUAUCUUCGAAUGGUAACUCACCACAACAGACGAAUAAGAAUGAUGAUGCCAUGCCUUCCUCUCCAAUCAAUAAUGUAACCAUGUUGAAUUCCGAUUCACCAUUGACUUCCAAUAAUAACAAUAAUAAUAACUGUACAAUUGCAACUAUGAGUAAUGAAUCACAACAAAGUAUUGAAUCCUCAAAUCUUUCUUCAUCAAACUCAUUAUUGAAUAAUAAUAUUAACACAUCACAAGGAAUUGCUCCUCUCAUGAAUAAUAAUAAUAAUACGACAAUAUCAAAUCAGCAACAACAAGUACCUCCAAAUCCAUUUGCUUUCCCAUUUCAAUUUAAUCCCCUCUCCAAUUUACCAAAUACAACAAUUAGUGGUCCAUUUGAUUUUUCUUCACUUCCAACAGAUUAUUCGUUUGCAAAUGCACUUUUAUCUGGAAGUGUAACAACUCAACAAUUAUCCUACCCUAAUCAUCCUCAUUCAUACAACUCUACAAAUAGUACUACAAGAUCCUCAAAUCAUCAUCACCAUCAACACAGCCAACAUCACAAGGGAUCUUGUACCUCUCACCAGAGAAGUAGUUUUUACAAUGGAUCUUUCUCUCAAAAUUCCCUCAAAAGGGAUUUUCACAUGCUUAAUGUGCCUAAUAAUUGUGAUGAGGAUGAGGAUGAUGAAGCUCCACGAUUCCUUUUCAGAUCUAUCAAUACCACAAUGAAUGGAACAUCAUCUUCCAACACUAUUCAUAAUAAUAUCAGCACCAAUGCCAAUAGUGCAACAAGUUUCGGUGCAAAUAUGAUUAAUGGUAACAAUUCUUUCCCUAGUGAAAAUACAAGUUUGUCUCCCUCUCUAUUUUCAGAUCACAUCCCAUCAUCCGGUCAAAAUACUGGCGACUUCUCUGAAUUGAGUCCACUCACGCAGAUAUUCAAAAAGAACCGUAUUUAG
This is a messenger RNA of Naegleria gruberi, 1857 nucleotides long. RefSeq lists its product as uncharacterized. The transcript has a single exon. NCBI's taxonomy places the organism in Eukaryota, Heterolobosea, Eutetramitea, Acrasida, Naegleriidae. Bases 211 to 1857 code for a protein of 548 amino acids. The record is from RefSeq and is a predicted model, not a curated record.